This is a messenger RNA of Photinus pyralis (common eastern firefly), 2057 nucleotides long. Its product is annotated as sodium-dependent nutrient amino acid transporter 1-like. Bases 57 to 1751 code for a protein of 564 amino acids. The record is from RefSeq and is a predicted model, not a curated record. Gene Ontology annotation, molecular function: L-amino acid transmembrane transporter activity. Gene Ontology annotation, cellular component: membrane. The transcript has 10 exons. NCBI's taxonomy places the organism in Eukaryota, Metazoa, Arthropoda, Insecta, Coleoptera, Lampyridae. Gene Ontology annotation, biological process: sodium ion transmembrane transport.
GUUUUUCGUUGUAUAGCCCUGACGUUAAAAUUGACAACUCUGCGUACCAAUUAAAAAUGGCCAGGUACGGCUGGAGUAACGAGUUCGAAUUUUUAUUUCAUUGCAUGAUUCCAUCGGUUGGAAUUAACGGUCUCUGGAGGUAUCCUUACGCACUUUACACAGGCGGAGGCGGAUCGUUUUGGUGCGCCUAUCUAAUUGUGGCAGCCACAAUUGGAGUACCGUUAUUGUACCUCAAAUUGGCACGUGGACAAUUUGCGAGCAAAGCCAAUGUGCAUCUCUUUUCGCAGUUUGGAUAUGGCUAUACAGGUGUGGCAGCGUCUGAGACUUACACUGCGUUUUGCGCAGUUAUCUACUAUUCGGUGAUCUUGGCCUAUAUAUUGAUAUAUAUUGGCAAUUCGCUAACUCACUGGACUCUCCCUUGGAGUACGUGCGAUGCGGAAGAUGUCCAGUGUGUUCCGGCCAAAUCCAUUGUCUACACUAACCCAUACAAAAACUACUCGGUUAGCACGGAAAUAUUUUUUAAAAAAAUGGUACUACCCGACAGCAUUUUUCCCAGGUGGGAGUUAUGUGCAUGCCUACUAGUGUCAGCGUGUUUGAUUAAUUUCCUAGCAAAUUCCCAUGUUAGAGUAGGCAAACUCGUUCAUGUCGCGAUACUGUUCCCGAUGAUCUGUAAGCUUGUAUUGUGUGGACUGGCUUGGUCUCUCAGGGGCGGAUCGGAAGGAAUCAAUUACUUUCUCUCCCAUGACCUCUCGAAUUUGAAACAAGUGGAUGUAUGGGCCAACGCAGUUGCGCAGUGCUUUUUCUCGCUAAGCUUCGGAUUUGGAACGGUUUCCGCGUGUGCCGCUCGAAGUUCCUUCCACUUCAAUGCUAAAAGAGUUGCCGUAAUGGUUGUUGCAUUGGAUUGCUUAUUCUGUGCUCUGGUUGGUGCCGCAGUAUUCGGAAUACUAGGUCACCUAUCGUACGCGUUGAAAGUUAACAUAAGUGAUCUUUUCGAAGGGCGCGAUAUUAAUCUUGCCUUUGUCUUGUACCCAAUAGCCAUAAAUCAGUUCCAUUAUUUCAUACCUAUACUGAGUUUGAUUUUGUUCACUACAUUUUAUACGCUAUGCCUAUUAUGCGUAAUAAAACUUAACAACGUACUCGUCAUGUUUGUAUCUUACUGGUAUCCGGACCUUUUGCACUGGCGGGUUGUGCUCAUGUGCACCGUGGGAUGCUUUUUGCUACAAUUACUGUUUAUAACAUCGGUGGGAACGCAUCUCAUAGAGCUAAUCGAUAAAGAUUGCAUGAUCGUGAUAACUUUAUUUACCAAUAUAUGCGAGUUAUUGGCUUUGACUUACGGAUAUGGAAUCGAAAGUGUUUGCCUAGACCUCCAGUACAUGCAGAAAACUAAAGUUGGUGUUUACUGGCGGAUGAUGUGGGCGAUUGCAAUUCCAAUCAUUUUAAUAUUGGUUUUCUACUACCUUUCGUUUGCGAAACACAGUUUAGUCUGCGAUCAUAGUGCACCUUACCAUGGUGUGCGGUAUUUCAUAGUUUUUAUUGGAAUUAUGCAGAUUCCAAGCUGGACUGCCUAUUAUUGCUACAAGUCAAAACAUAUGACUUCCGUUCAGAUGGUACAUGUAGUACUCCGUGGUGAUAACUUUGGGCCCGAUGACCCCGAGCUUUAUGAAGCUUGGACGAUAUUCAAAGACGAAGAACUUCGUAGAGGGGAAUCUCAAGGAUUUACUCGCUUUAUUAAAUUCCUGUUUGGCAAAUGAAUCACACGCUAUUAUUGUUACAGAGUAACUUCGCACCUCGGUAAAGAAAGUUUGCUUCUAUUACAAUGUGAUCGCAUGUGCAAUUUUCUGGAGAUAUCCUUGAAUUUAGGAAUGACACGCGUAUCUAAGCUUUGAAUUUACCAGUUAUACAGUAUUGUUUCUACUCGAUCCAAAGGCGUUGUUCUGAUGCCUGAAAGUAAAUAUAUUGUUGUGUAAACAGCCUCAUGUAGAAGUUAUUUCGGUUUAAACACCUAAAAUAAUGGCGGGAUACCUUGUUUAUGAUAAGUUUUUCAAUUUAGUAAAGUA